Synchiropus splendidus (mandarinfish) is the source of this 1271-nucleotide messenger RNA. RefSeq names its product GS homeobox 1 (gene gsx1). The transcript has 2 exons. NCBI's taxonomy places the organism in Eukaryota, Metazoa, Chordata, Actinopteri, Syngnathiformes, Callionymidae. The coding region runs from base 207 to 938 and encodes 243 amino acids. Gene Ontology annotation, molecular function: DNA-binding transcription factor activity, RNA polymerase II-specific; sequence-specific double-stranded DNA binding. The record is from RefSeq and is a predicted model, not a curated record. Gene Ontology annotation, cellular component: nucleus. Gene Ontology annotation, biological process: regulation of DNA-templated transcription.
AUGGGGAAGCGUGCAGUGGGAAUGCCGAGAGAAAGGCACAAAACCCUAUUGAGGGCUCUUGGCCGCUUGCAGCGUAGCUGUCACAUGUCCGAGUCCCGUCCACUGCGCGUAUUUAAGCAGCGUGGCUGAGCUUCAGCACCACUUCGCUGUCCACACUCCCGAGGAACGCGCGCCUCCGACUUCUCUCAGCACCGCAGCCUGCAACCAUGCCGAGGUCUUUUCUCGUGGAUUCCUUGAUUUUACGCGAGGCCGGCGAUAAAGGCAACGAGAACAGCCCGCCGCUGUUCCCUUACGCGGUGCACACGCCGCACCACGCGCACCACGGACUCCCGGGCUCCUGCCACUCCAGGAAAGCUGGACUCCUCUGCUUCUGUCCGCUGUGCAUGGCGGCUACCCAGCUGCACCCUUCCCCUCCGACACUGCCGCUCCUCAAGGCGAGUUUUCCGGCCUUCAGCUCGCAGUAUUGCCACUCGGCUCUGUCGCGGCAGCACUCCACAUCCAACAGCCUCAGCCACGCGCCGGGGAUCUACCAGGCCGCCUACUCGGUCCCGGACCCGCGACAGUUCCACUGCAUCUCCAUCGAAAGCAGCAACAGCAAACUUCAGAGCAGCAAGCGCAUGCGCACCGCCUUCACCAGCACGCAACUUUUGGAGCUGGAGCGAGAGUUCACGUCCAACAUGUACCUGUCCCGACUGAGGCGCAUCGAGAUCGCCACGUACCUGAACUUGUCCGAGAAGCAGGUGAAGAUCUGGUUCCAGAACCGGCGGGUGAAGCACAAGAAGGAAGGGAAGAGCAGCGGGCAGAGGAGCGGGAGCCACGGCUGCAAGUGUUCCUCCCUUUCCACGGCCCGGUGCUCCGAGGAGGAGGAGGACGACAUGCCCGUCUCUCCAUCAUCAUCCUCCGAGAAAGAGGACGUGGACUUGUCCGUCUCUCCGUGAACUCUCCUCCUCUUUGAAGUCUUUUCAAAUUCAGCCAAAAAUGAGACUGUUGCGCUGGUGUGCAGUCGAGUGUAAAUAUAUACAGAGAAUAUUUAAUCAGGGACUUUUCUCUGAAGUACUGUAAAGCUUGUAUACUUGUUGUACGUUUUGUAUGUAGUUUUUUUCUGAAAACAGUUGUUGUUGCCAAGACAGUAUUUUGUAUUAGUCCUACUCUGUGUGCGGGGUGGAAGUGACGGGCCCUCUCCAAAAAAACGGAAGAACAGUAUAUCUCCAGUGUAACUGAAAAUGAAAAGUAUUUAUUUAUUUAAAAAUGUUCAUACUGGAAUAAAAAUA